CAAUGGAUGGAAUAUAAAUGUUUUUAUUUCAUAAUAAUUCAUGAAACUCUUCUCGAGCGAUUUUUUACCUAAUUAUUGUUGUUAAAACUAGUAAUUGGUCAGCUACGGCCAGAGUGGGAAAUAUUUCGACAUGAAUAUCCUACCUAAAAAAAGAUGGCAUGUGAGAACAAAAGAGAACAUUGCAAGAGUGAGAAGAGAUGAAGCUGAAGCAGCAGAAAAAGAAAAAGAAGAGAGAUUGAGAAUUGAAAAUGCAGAUCGGGAAGCCAGACUUAACAUACUGAAGCAUAAAAGUAAAGAAAAGUUGCUUGAACUAGGCAUCAGUGACCAAGAGCCUCAUCCUGAAACAUCCCAACCUCAACAACAAGAGCACAUCAAUCUAUUUGUUGACUUAGAGCAUGCCGUUAAAGCAACAAAUAAAGAUCAUGACAAAGAAGUCAAAGAAAAAAAGGAAGAGUAUGAAAAGAAAAUUGGUUAUCUCACUUACUUAGGACAGGAUACCAAUGAGGCACUCAAAAAGAAAAAUUGGUAUGAAGUCUUGCCAGAUGCAUCUAGGUUUUCAAGGUCCAGUGAAAUCAAGGAUACUUAUGACAAAUUGGUACUCAGAGACGAAGAUGGCAAGUCGAGGACAAAAGAAAGUGAUAUUAAAAAUGGAGAAGUUGCCUGGAAGGCCAAGCAAAAGUUAGAUCCACUUCAGCAGUUUAGUCAAUAUUGCACUGGGAAAAAUAAUAGUGUAUCUACAAGUAAAAGUUCAAAUAAAAUUGAAACAGCUGUAACUAGUCCACAAAGAAAGAGUAAACAUAAACAUAAAAGUAAAAAGCACAAGAAAGACAAAGAUGAAAAACAAAAGAAGCUUCUUAAGCUCAGAGAGGAACGGUUGAAACGAGAACAAAAAGAGAAACUGAAAACAGAGAUGUUUUUGAGUGGACUCAACCCCACAACCACUCAGAAGCAGCCAGAAUCUGGUGUAACAAGAGUUAAACCAAAAUAUAAUUCACAAUUCAAUCCUGAGCUUGCUAGACAAAAUUAUACUUAAGAGACAUGAGCUGUUAAUUUAUGCAAUGCAUAUGGUUAAAGAAUAGACUAAGCUAAUUAACGUCACUGUGACUUAUUCAUCACUUUCAUUUGGUUUUGUUUGUCAAAUGGUUGAUAUCUAUUCUGUUACUUCUAGUAAUAUGCAG
Leguminivora glycinivorella is the source of this 1178-nucleotide messenger RNA. Its product is annotated as leukocyte receptor cluster member 1 homolog. NCBI's taxonomy places the organism in Eukaryota, Metazoa, Arthropoda, Insecta, Lepidoptera, Tortricidae. Bases 131 to 1033 code for a protein of 300 amino acids. The transcript is spliced from 2 exons. The record is from RefSeq and is a predicted model, not a curated record.